UUUGGAGAGUAGAGUAGGGCUGUCCGCGGUGAACGCAGCUGUCAUGCCGUUCAGGGAGUCACAGUAGGCACCAAGUCUUCAUUUUUUUUGGCAUUUUCCACCCUUCUUCGCUCACAUGGAGUACUGGAGGCAGUGUGCGAUGUGGCUGAUCAGCUGCAACGUGCUGCCCGCGAACCACAGAGUCACUGCGGACACGGCGCAGGUGUUCGACCUAGCGCAAACCCUGCGGGACGGGGUGCUGCUGUGCCAGCUUCUCAACAAUCUUAGAGCCCACACCAUCAACCUCAAGGAGAUCAACCUCCGGCCACAAAUGUCACAGUUCCUGUGUCUGAAGAACAUCCGUACAUUCCUGACAUCUUGCUGUGAUGUGUUUGGGAUGAAGAAAAGUGACUUAUUUGAAGCCUUCGACCUCUUUGAUGUUCGAGACUUUGGAAAGGUAAUGGACACCCUAUCGAAGCUCUCGCACACAGCGAUCGCACAGCAAGGAGGAUUCAAGCCGUUCCCGACCGAGGAGAGCCUAAAAGACGAGGACAUUUACAAUAAUCUGGAAGACUUGAUUGAUGAGAAUUCUCUGGAGGAUGAGGACGACUUGUAUGCAGCUGUUUAUGGGUUAGAGGAAGAUAACGCAGGUGGGGAGAUCUAUGAAGACCUCAUGAGGACGGAGCAACAUCCCCCUUCGAAGCAGGCAGAGUUGGAUGUCCGCAGCUGCUGCCUUACAGAGAUCAAGCAAACAGAGGAGAAGUACACAGAGACUCUGGAGUCCAUAGAGAAGUAUUUCCUAAAUCCCCUGAAGAAAUUUUUCUCUGCUGCUGAAAUCGACAAGGUUUUUGUCAACAUUCCAGACCUGGUCAAAGUUCACAAGAGCCUGAUGGUUGACGUGCAGGACUCCAUCUUAAACAAAAAUGCCUUAAAUCUCUACCAAAUCUUCAUCAACUACAAAGACAGACUGCUCAUUUAUGGGAUAUACUGUAGCCGGGUGGAGCUCGCCAUUGCUGUUUUAGACAUUAUUUGCAAAGAGAAAGAGGACGUUCGCCUAAAGCUGGAGGAAUGCUCAAAGAGAGCCAACAAUGGAAAGUUUACACUGAGAGACCUGCUGGUUGUUCCCAUGCAGAGGGUGCUCAAGUAUCACCUGCUUCUGCAGGAGCUCGUCAAACACACUCACGAUGCUGCUGACAAGACUAACCUGAAGAUCGCUCUUGAUGCCAUGAAAGACCUGGCUCAGUACGUCAACGAGGUGAAGAGAGAUAAUGAGACUCUGAGGGAGAUCGACCAGUACCAGAGGUCCAUUGAAAACCUGAAUCAGCCUCUCAUCAGCUUUGGUCGACCAAAAGGAGACGGAGAAGUGCGCAUGGUUUCCAGUCUUGACAAGAGGAAACAGGACAGACAUAUCUUUUUAUUUGAUGUGGCUGUCAUUGUCUGCAAGCGACGAGGAGACAACUAUGAGAUGAAGGACGUACUCGACCUCAACUACUUCAAAAUCACCAACAACCCCACCUCAGACAGAGAGUGCAAAAAGUGGUGCUACGGGUUUUAUGUGACACACCAGCAGGGGCACACGGGCUUUGAGCUCUUCUUUAAGACCAGAGAGUUGAAGAAGAAGUGGCUGGACCAGUUUGAAAUGGCCAUAUCAAAUAUCCGACCAGAGAAAGCCAACCACAACAACCACCAGUUCAAGAUGCAUACCUUUGAAAGAAUCACGUCCUGUAGUUUCUGUCACCUCUUACUCAGGGGCAUCUUUAACCAGGGUUAUCUGUGUCUAAAAUGCGGUCUGGGGGCUCAUAAGGAGUGUCUUGGCCGCCUGGGACUGUGUGGGAGAACAGAUCCUGCCAAACCGAAGUCCAAGGAAAGUACAGCACCAGCAGACCCAGGUCUACCCAGGAUGGUUGUGAUCAGAGACUACAGUGGCGUCCCCUGUCCCCACUGCGGGCCCCCACUAAGCAUUCAUGCGGGGGAUGUCAUUGAACUGAUGUUUGCCGACCUGCACAGCUCCUGGUGGCAGGGCAAAAUUCUGGCAACAAGCAAGAUUGGCUUCUUUCCAAGUGAUGCUGUGAGGCCUUGCCCGUGUGUUCCAAAACCUGUUGAUUACUCUGCACAGCUCUGGUUUGCAGGGCCGAUGGAGAGAUAUCAGGCCGAGGUGGAGCUGCUGGACCGAGGAAACAGUACCUAUCUGGUUCGACACAGGAGUAAAGAGUUCACCGAAUACGCCAUCAGCAUAAAGUUCAACGAAAAAGUCAAGCACAUUAAGAUUCUGACCAAGGAUGGCUGCUUUUACAUCGCCGAGAGCCGGCUGUUCAAGACCAUUCUGGACUUGGUGGAAUACUACAAGCAGCACUCUCUGAAGGAGGGCUUCAGCAGUCUUGACACCACACUGCAGACCCCCUUCAGGGAACUUUCCAAUGGAAACGUGCCCAAGGCCAUCACCAGGGCCAGCACUGUGUUUUCCCCCAGGGUGGUGGGUAUUGCAGUAGCACGCUACGACUUCUGCUCCAGAGACACUCGGGAGCUCUCUCUGCUGCAGGGUGACAUCAUCAAGAUCUACACCAAGAUGUCCAACGGAUGGUGGAAAGGAGAGGUCGACGGCAGGAUGGGCUGGUUUCCCUCUACCUAUGUGGAAGAAGAGGACUGACCUUGCAGGAUUAAGCGUCCAUUCAACACUGACCACCUCGAGUGAGCGCCACUCUCUCAGCUCAGCCUCUCUCUGUGCCCUGCGAGUCUGAUCUCUUUGAUAAAACCCAGCGACUCAGACUGAAGAGGAAGCGACAGUGCCCUCAAAAACCUUCUCCUGCCCUCUCUGACAGACUCUCACAGUGAGCAGAUGUCAAAUCGCUGAUUCCAGGAGCGUCGCGCCAUAUCUUGCCUUUCCAUGGCCCCGUCUGCCCCCGCGGCCAACUGGGGUGUGCAUGUGCUGUGCCCAGAUAACCCUCCCCUUCUCCCCUCCUUCAUUCUCACCUGGUCUCAUUAUUGAUGACUCCAUCAAAUGGGUGUGAGACUCGCCUUUACUGUCAUCAUGUUUUGAUACCAGGAAGUCUCAGUCACCCAACUGGAACACAGCUCCUGCUGAUGGCUGCAGCCCAGGUACUCCAGCACAUUGAGAUGCAGGAGCUUGAGGAGCUUUAACUUUUCUUGAAACACUUUUCAGACUUUUUUGUUCAAAGUUCUCUCUGAGACCCUGUUCAUUUUUAUUUUUCUAAGGAGUCUAAUAUGAGAUUAUAUUUAAAUGCCAUUGCCAAUACAUGACUUACCAUUUUCCAGAAAGACAGUUGAAAGAUUUCAGAACCCCAGCAUGAAGGACUGAUGUUAUCCACAUAUGAGCUGUGCACAGUCUUAAUGACCACAAGUCUUGUUUCUCCUGAAAGAGAGACACCUCUACACGAUGUUGUUGAUCCUGGAAUCCACUGCUGAUAAAGUUAUCUGAGCUUUGAA
Molecule: messenger RNA, 3423 nt
Organism: Cheilinus undulatus (humphead wrasse)
Lineage: Eukaryota; Metazoa; Chordata; Actinopteri; Labriformes; Labridae
Product: guanine nucleotide exchange factor VAV3-like
Exons: 27
Coding region: 116-2626 (836 amino acids)
Biological process (GO): cell migration; intracellular signal transduction; regulation of GTPase activity
Cellular component (GO): plasma membrane; cytoplasm
Molecular function (GO): protein binding; guanyl-nucleotide exchange factor activity
Source: RefSeq, a predicted model, not a curated record